This is a messenger RNA of Pneumocystis murina B123, 1225 nucleotides long. Its product is annotated as di-trans,poly-cis-decaprenylcistransferase. Bases 334 to 1140 code for a protein of 268 amino acids. The transcript is spliced from 6 exons. Lineage: Eukaryota; Fungi; Ascomycota; Pneumocystomycetes; Pneumocystales; Pneumocystaceae. The record is from RefSeq and is a predicted model, not a curated record. Gene Ontology annotation, cellular component: membrane; dehydrodolichyl diphosphate synthase complex; endoplasmic reticulum. Gene Ontology annotation, molecular function: ditrans,polycis-polyprenyl diphosphate synthase [(2E,6E)-farnesyl diphosphate specific] activity.
CAUUUAUAAAAACAUAAUUUUUUAUGGGUUAAUACAUUUAUAUUUAUGAUAAAUUUUGAUAUUUAGAAAAUAAAGGACCCACUGAGAUUCGAACUCAGGUUAUUGGAAAACAUACAUCAGAAUCCAAUGGACUAACCAACUAUCCUAUAGGUCCAAGUUCUAGAAGAGCUGUUUAUGAUUUAUUUAUAAAUAUUGGAUUCCAACCUUUUUCUAAUUUUUAUAGAUUUUUUUUAUUAAAAAAAAAAUAGAAACUGGUCUAUAAAACACACAGACAAGUCUAUUAAAUAAGAACUAAAGGGGUGUAUUAUUUUUUAUUUUUAAAUUAUUCUUUAAAUGGGAAAUACAAUUAAAUGGUUUUUUCAGUUUCCAUUAUUUCAGUUUUUAUCAAGAGAAUUCCGAGAAUUAUGUAUUUUAGCAAUUCGUCAAGGUCCUGUUCCUACUCAUAUUGCCUUUGUAAUGGAUGGGAACAGACGGUGGGCUAAACAUAUGAAUUUGGAGUCAGCAGACGGACAUAGUAGAGGAUUUGAAAAUAUGAAGCACAUUUUAGAGAUCUGCUAUAAACUAGGAAUAAAAGUUGUUACUAUUUAUGCAUUUUCUAUCGAAAAUUUUAAAAGGACAAAGCACGAAAUUGAUAUUAUUAUGGAUAUUGGUAAAACACAAUUAACACAGUUCUGUUCUCAUGGAGAUAUGGUAGAUGAAUAUGGGAUUCAAUUAAAUGUUCUUGGUCAAAAAUCACUUUUAAAACCAGAUUUUCUUGAACUUAUAGAAAAAGCAACUAAUAUGACAAAAUCUAAUACAAGAGCGAUUUUAAAUAUUUGUUUUCCAUACACUUCUCGUGAUGAAAUUACUACCGCAAUACGUGAAAUAGUGAAUAAAUCAAAGCAUGGGAAAUUAGAUAUAGAGAAAAUUGAUGAAACAACUUUGGAUCAACAUAUGUUUACGCAUGGUUGUCCUCCUCUAGAUAUGCUUAUACGAACAAGUGGUGUUCAACGGUUAAGUAAUUUUAUGUUAUGGCAAUGUCAUAAAACAACUAUAAUCAAAUUUGUUAAUUGUUAUUGGCCUGAUUUUAAUGCAUGGAGAUUUUUACCUCUUAUUCUUGAAUAUCAAUUGUCAUUAUUUCGGGAAAAAUUAAAAAUUUAAUAGGCACGUUUCCUUAAUAUAAAUAAAAAGAAUUGUUUUAUUAAAGCAUAUGAAUACAGAUAAUUUAAAACAAUAUAAUAUUAAA